AUGGCAUUGGGUGUGAAGGAGAGCGUAAGUGGCAAAUUGUUUCGACUGACGACCGAUGGACGCGAAGAGCGCGUAUGUGGUGGUAAAGGAUCUGUGUAUCUGAGUGGAUCUAAGGUAGCGCUGCGUUGCUGCGGCAAGACGAGUAUUGUGGCUACACGACAGACGAAGCAGAGCAUCCUUCGGCAUGGUGACGUGAUGUUAUUGGGCCUCCGUGACACUUUUUACGCCAAUGGGACGCUCACAAAAUACGAAGUAGUGGAUACCGAUGUCGUACCGUCUCAAGUGGCGCUGCACGUGCUGCCAACACGCGUCCCGAGCAUUACAAUGAGCUCAUCUGCUUCGAAUCGGCAUAAAAACAAUCGAGUUCUUGCAGAUUCAAGCACACGACGUGUGUCUUCAUUCUUUGCACGACCACAAGCUGAGUUAAGUACGAAAAAACAGGAGAAUCAGGGGGUACACGAGGUGGAAAUUGAAGAUGCUACAGCGUCCAGUACAGCAGAAGACGCUGAAGACGAGGAGGAAGUGACUAUUGCUAAGAGACGGCGGAAUAAACGGACACGAGCAAUUGUGGAAUCCGAUGAUGAAGCAGAUACAAAAGACGUGGACAAUUUGCAGCACUUGACGGUGGACUCGGACAUGUCGUCACCUCGACAAGACGACGAUGUCUUUGAGAAAGAGCUGGAGAGCUCGACGUCAGCUGCGAAGGACUGGAUGGCGGCUUUUGGACGCAAUUUAAGCAAGAAAAACAAGUCAGACAAGGCUCGGACGGGUUUGGAUGGAUGGCGUAGUCGUGCAGAUGAAUUCACGAGCAAGAAAAAAAUAAAACCUGGUUCAGGAAGGAGGUACAUCGAUGAAGACAGGAAUGAUUAUGGCGGUGACUCUGAUGAAGACGAGCAUUAUUCUCGAUCUCAUGAUGAAGUUGGUCAGCUACUAGAAGAGUGUGAAGGGAUUGCUUGGAAACUACGUCAGUCGGUGCAGAAUUGGUCGGGUAAUGCGACCAAAUCGACGCCGUCGAGUCCCCCGACGUCGUCUGCGGAUGCUACAGAUGAAGAGGUGGCGACACACAUGUCGCUGGCAACGAUUAAUGGCGGAGAUCGACGCGUGAUUACGCAGGCCGAUAUCCCGGAUAUUUGCGAGACGCUCGAGCUGAAGCCAUACCAAGUGGUUGGAGUCAACUGGCUGCUGCUGCUUCAUGAAAAUAAGGUAUCUGGCGUUCUGGCGGAUGAAAUGGGCCUUGGCAAAACCGUACAAACGAUUGCGUUCUUGCUGCUUCUCAAAUCGCUGGAGCAGUCGGACGACCGGGCGGUUGGACCUCAUCUCAUCGUUGUACCUGCAAGUGUGCUGAAUAACUGGACACGAGAGUUUGCGUGGAUUGCACCGAAGCUACGCAUUGUCACAUAUCAUGGAUCGAAGGACCAUCGUCGUGAAUUGGAAAACACUCUCGACAGCAACGAUUUUGAAAUUAUGCUCACGACUUACGCUUACUUUGAGCGCGAUACUUGCCAAGAGGAGCGCGCAUUUUUGCGAAGCUUCCAUUUUGGCUAUAUGAUAUUAGAUGAAGGCCACAGUAUCAAGAACUCAAACACGUCGCGGUUCAAGCGGAUUACCGCACUGCGCGCACGGACCCGAUUAGUUCUGAGCGGCACUCCAAUCCAGAAUAAGCUUAAUGAACUGCUGACAAUGCUGAGCUUUCUCAUGCCACGCAUGUUCGAUCACGGUUCGGACGAGCUGUUGAGCUUUUUUGACGGCAGCGAAGAGAAGAAAUGCGAGAAAGUGCGUAAAAUCCUGGCGCCAUUUAUUCUUCGGCGAGAAAAGAAAUACGUGCUGAGUCAGCUAGUACCAAAGAUUGUCUCGGUCGAGCUCGUCAAGGUGGGCGAUGAUCAACAUGAAGCAUACACCGACUUGCUCAAAAGCGUCAUCGAACGAAGAGAGGCACAAGCGGCUGUGAAAGCUGCAGCAAAGGAACACAAGAAAAACAAGGGCAAGGAACACAAAGCUGAUCGUAAAUUACGAGAAUUAUUGGGCUCGUAUGCCCCGCCACCUGGAGGUGAGCCUAGCGCGAUGUCUAUCUUUACGCAAUUGCGCAAGGCUGCAAAUCACCCAGUUUUACUGCGCAGGCAUUUUGUUUCUGAUGAAGUGUUGGAGACUAUGAGUAGAUGUCUGCAUCGAGCAGAGGCCUUCGGCAACCAAUGCUCCAUGAGCAGAGUCCGCCAGGAGCUUGAGUCCUACAGCGACUUUGAACUGCAUGAUCUUUGUGUACAGUACGAAGCGAUCGAUGACUUACGGCAGCUGCAGUUGCCUAUGGAAACACUGCUGGCAUCUGCCAAAUUUGCGUUUUUGCGAAAAUUACUCCCCAACCUACAGAAAGAGGGCCACCGUGUUUUAAUUUUUUCGCAAUGGACGAAACUGUUGGAUCUGUUGGAAGUUCUCAUGGGCCACAUGGGUUACCGCUAUUUGCGGCUUGAUGGGUCUACCGAUGUCCAAAGCCGACAGGGACUCAUCGAUACGUACAACGAAGACAAAGACAUCUUCGUCUUUUUGUUGUCUACACGUGCGGGUGGGCUCGGUAUCAACCUUACUGCCGCAGAUACUGUGAUACUGCAUGAUCUGGAUUUCAACCCGACCGCCGACGAGCAAGCAUGCGACCGCUGUCAUCGAAUUGGCCAGACUAAGCCAGUGUCUAUCUAUAAGCUUGUGUCGGAAAAUACAGUUGACCACGACAUUUACAAACUUGGCGAGUCCAAGACGGAACUCAAUCACAAGAUUUUGGACAAGCUCAACGCCCACGGCGAUGGCAGAAAGAAGACAAAGAGGUCGGAAGCAGUAACAGUUGAAAUGAUGCUGGCAUCCGUCAUCUUGGACUACAAGAGUGCUCAAAUGGGAUGUUGA
This is a messenger RNA of Peronospora farinosa, 2889 nucleotides long. The record is from the annotation of a GenBank genome assembly. NCBI's taxonomy places the organism in Eukaryota, Oomycota, Peronosporomycetes, Peronosporales, Peronosporaceae.